Molecule: messenger RNA, 1848 nt
Organism: Dermacentor silvarum
Lineage: Eukaryota; Metazoa; Arthropoda; Arachnida; Ixodida; Ixodidae
Product: tRNA:m(4)X modification enzyme TRM13 homolog
Exons: 13
Coding region: 166-1422 (418 amino acids)
Biological process (GO): tRNA methylation
Source: RefSeq, a predicted model, not a curated record
AUUCAAUUUUGAUAAGCUCGUCCCGCGAUGGAGUCCCGCUCUCCUGUUUAGUAUUUGCCAGCGUGGGCACGGCACGCGGCAGCUUGCCUCGCAUUGGUGUUCUGUGGCCUCUCCAGCGUGCGGUCGUGUGCGGUACCCGCUAACGCGCCUGGUGCUUCAACCAGGAUGGGUGACGAGAAGUGCGAUUUCAUUGUUGCAAGGAAAGGUCGGCGUUGCCGGUUGCGACCGUUGGCUGGAUCGCGCUACUGCGGUGAGCACGUGGUGCUGUCACCGGCGGAAAACGGCGAGCCGGGCCACGAUCGGAUCACAUGUCCCCUGGAUUCGACACACACCUGCUCAUCAGCCCUACUCGACAAGCACCUGAAGAAAUGCAAUGCCAUGAAGAAGGAAGCUCAAGAGUUUUUCAUCAGGAACAUCAACUCGGGAACUCUUCCCCUCUCUGGUGUCACGUCUUUACCUGUCAAGACAACACUGAAGCAUGUGACUGAUGAAAGACUGUGGGAAAUCAUUCACAAGGUGGAAGAAAUAUGCAAUGAUGAUGUGACCCUUCCGGAGGAGCACGUGGGCCUGCACUGGGCUUUUGAUGCAGAACUGGAGAAGCUGGCCGGCUGCGUUGUGGCUGAGAAACACCUGCGCCAAAAGGCAGCCCUGCUGAGCCUGGCUGAGAGGCAGGGUUUGCUCACCAGCGACUCAUGCUUUGUCGAGUUUGGUGCAGGACGAGGCCGCCUAUCCUACUGGCUUGCCAAGAUUCUGGCUAAGGACAACUGCCACUUCCUUCUGGUUGACAGGGCAGCCUCUCGCCACAAGUUCGAGAACAAGGCAAAGAGUGACCUGGGUGAUUUCCCAGAAAUCCAGCGGCUGCAGAUUGACAUCCGGCAUUUAUGCCUUGGAAAUGUCCACCUAGUGAAGGCCCAUCAGAAAAAGCUCAUAGGGCUCUGCAAACACCUGUGUGGGGAAGCUACAGAUUUAGCAUUGCGGUGCCUCAUGGAAACAACAAGGCAGCCUCCAGGUGCAGAGAGCAAAGCUUCACUUGGUGUCCAUGGCGUUCUCAUGGCAACGUGCUGCCACCAUCGUUGCCACUGGGACUCGUUUGUGGGGCGUCCUCUCCUGGAGGCAUGGGGCCUUGGGUGCCAGGACUUCGACCUUAUCUCCUCCAUGGCCGGAUGGGCCACCUGUGCUGCUAGGGCACCACAAGCAGGAGCCCACCAUUUCACUGAAGACGUGGCAGUUGUGAAUCGGUACUUAUGCAUGGGCCUUUCCGUGGAACGCCGCACCGAAGUGGGUCGUCGUUGCAAGCUCCUGCUUGACACAGCCAGGGCGAGGUACUUGUCGGCAAGACUGAACUCUCGCCUGGUUUACUUCAUUACGCCAGAUGUGACUCCUGAGAAUGUUGCAAUAUUAGCGACCAUCAAUGCUUUAUAGUGCUUUCUCCCCUUGGUCAGAUCAGGGUACAUGUUCUGUCAAGGCUGUCUGUAUAGCCUCAUAAUGGUGCAUCACCACAUCAAAACAAACUUCUAUGGCGUAUUAGGUCUUUAGCUAGUACAGUUGUAUAGCCUCCUGGCACUUCAGCACAUAUGGCCUUGCUUUGUGCAUGAUGUGUGCAUGUACAGGUUGUGGCCAAAUGAGAACAGUGUUAGAUUUCUUUCUUCGCUACUUCGUCACUGUAGAUUAAAUGUUGAGAAAGGGAACUCGUGAGUCACUAAGGUUCUUUCAUUUGGUGACUCUUUCGGGUGCAUGUUUAUGGCAUAAGUUCGGAAGCUGACAAGAAAAAUGACCCCGACAGCGAACUGUACUUCCUUGAGUCUCACGGGUGUCUCUGUAAACUAAAAAUAAAACAUGUUCAUUUGA